Penicillium arizonense is the source of this 186-nucleotide messenger RNA. RefSeq lists its product as uncharacterized. Bases 1 to 186 code for a protein of 61 amino acids. Lineage: Eukaryota; Fungi; Ascomycota; Eurotiomycetes; Eurotiales; Aspergillaceae. The record is from RefSeq and is a predicted model, not a curated record. The transcript has 2 exons.
AUGGCUUCUCUAUCAGUCAUUGUACAUCGGGGCCAGCGUCAGACGUCGUCAGCCUCUAGGCGACGCCCUGCCUUAGAUAACACCCGGUCAUCGCCACCACCGGUGCGCCUGUCAACCAACCCCGAGCCAGUGCAGCUAUUCAAUCCAUUUGUGACCUCUACAAUGCUGCGGACGCACAGUUUCUAA